AUGGGCAGGGUGUGGCCUCAGUUUGUGGCAGCAUUCAGCAUAUGCAUGGGGGCAUGGGGUACUGGAACACUGCUUGCUUUCACAGCUAACAUUAUAACAGACGGAAAACUGGAAUACAAUGGUGUAACCUACGAAGGUACGAGUCUCGCUCUCUUUGGGGGCAUUAUGUGCUGGGGCGCCAUGACGAUAUGCAUCCCGGUGGGUUAUUUAUUGGGCAUAAUCGGAAGAAAAAUGACGUUGCUGUUGACGAUUAUUCCGUUCGAAGCUGGAUGGGCUGUAAUGUAUUUUUCAAAAAGUACGGGAUUGGGUUUGACGUGCAGAUUUUUCCUGGGUAUGGCAGGAGGUGCGUUCAAUGUUGGUGCCCCUUUGUACACCAUGGAAAUAGCAGAUUUGCAGCUCAGAGGGAUGUUCGGCACCUUCUUCCAGCUAUUUAUUUCACUUGGAGUUUUGUAUGCCCAAGUUAUGGGAUGGAUUUUCCACGAUAAUCUAGGCGGUUACAUAAUAUCGCUGUGGAUAAUACCGAACGUGUUCUUUAUUGCGUACAUGUUCCAACCCGAGUCGCCAGCUUAUUUACUGAAGAAAGGAAACACGGAGAAAUGCACAAAGGUUUUAAAAUAUUUUCGAGGGGAAGAUUACGAUGCCAGUGCCGAAAUGAAGAACAUUCAAUCGGACAUCGAGGAGGAAAGGGAUUUAAAGGGCAAGUGUUUGGAGACGCUUAAAACAAAAGCAGCCCAAAAAAGCGUUGCAAUUUGCUUCUUCAUGAUGUUUUUCCAGCAAUUCACCGGCAUUAACGCUGUUACGUUUUACACCGGCACCAUCUUCGAAACGGCCAAGAUUUCGAUCUCUGCUUACUUGCAAGUAGUGAUCAUCGGUGUUAUCGGUCUUAUGUUCACCACCAUUUCCUCGGUGACCAUAGACAAAGCGGGGAGAAAGGUGCUGUUUUUGAUAUCGACCGUGUUGAUGCUGGUCGGUUUGCUGAGCAUCGGCAUCUUCUUCACCGUCCAGGACCGCAUAAAACCAUCAGAAGACACGAUACGCAUAUUAGCCUGGUUUCCUGUUCUCGGCGCCUGCAUUUACAUCAUAGGCUUCUGCUUGGGCAUGGGUCCCAUCCCAUGGAUGACGGCCGGGGAAAUAGUUCCGCCAGCUAUAAAGGCACCCAUUGCAGCGGCCGCCGCCACCGUCAAUUGGCUAUUCGCGUCCAUGGUCAGUUUCGGUUAUCCCAUCAUUAAGGACGUUAUCGGCACCGACACCACCUUUUACAUAUUUGUCGGUGUUUGUAUCGCCUGUAUUUGCUUUACGAUUUUCUUUAUGCCAGAAACGAGGCACAAACCGCUGGAUCAAAUUCAAAAAGAACUGGCUGGCGAACCCUAA
This is a messenger RNA of Brassicogethes aeneus, 1371 nucleotides long. Lineage: Eukaryota; Metazoa; Arthropoda; Insecta; Coleoptera; Nitidulidae. The record is from the annotation of a GenBank genome assembly.